Molecule: messenger RNA, 979 nt
Organism: Schistocerca americana (American grasshopper)
Lineage: Eukaryota; Metazoa; Arthropoda; Insecta; Orthoptera; Acrididae
Product: protein takeout-like
Exons: 6
Coding region: 38-802 (254 amino acids)
Source: RefSeq, a predicted model, not a curated record
CGUCUGCAGAGCCACCCACUACACCACAGCCGUCGACAUGGCCUGCAGACUUCCCUCCGCCGCCGCUGCCGUCCUCGCCGCCGUGGCGCUGCUGUCGCACCUCGCGACCGCAGCCAAGCUGCCUGCCUCGUUCAAGCGGUGCAAGGCGGGAGACCCACAACUUGGGGGCUGCAUGAAGGAAGCCAUCAAGGUCGCACUCGGAGAACUCGCUAAAGGCGCGCCCAGCCUCGGAGUGCUGCCCAUCGACCCGCUGGCCAUCUCCGCGCUGAGCAUCGGCCGCGGCAGCGGGCCCGUCGACGUCAGUCUCGACUUCAAGGACCUCACCAUCCACGGGCUCUCCUCCGCCGUCAUCGAGACAGCCUCGUUCGACACGAAGACGCUGUCGCUGGACAUGCAGACGCGCUUUCCCGGCCCCGUCAGUCUGCUGGGCCAGUACCGCAUCGACGGCAAGGUGCUCGUGCUGCCCAUCACGGGGGAGGGCCGCUGCAACCUCACGUUCGCCGACCUGACGACGACGGCGAAGAUCCGCGCUGAGAAGGUCGUGAAGGACGGGCAGACGUACGGCCGCGUCCUCAGCUUCGGAUUCUCGCUGCAGCCGCAGCGCCUGCACAUGGACUUCGAGAACCUCUUCAACGGCGACAAGGCCCUGGGGGACAACAUGAACAAGUUCCUGAACGAGAACUGGCAGGAGAUCCUGAAGGAGCUGCAGCCCGCUGUGGAGGAGGCCUUCGGCGCGACCUUCAAGGAGAUCGUGAACAGGAUCUACCAGAGGGUGCCGUACAAGGACCUGCUGCUGGAGUAGGCCUCCCACCUCCCGCCUCCCAUCCCCCAUCCCCCAUCAGUCACCGCCACCAGCACGGCGUGGCCGGCAGCGUACAAACCGAGAGGGUCGGCUGGCCGACAGCUCCGGGCCGCGAGUCUUCGUCAAGAGCGCCGCCGCUGCCUCCACGCCCCCACACCAGCGCCGCUUCAGCCUGUC